This is a messenger RNA of Talpa occidentalis (Iberian mole), 3921 nucleotides long. RefSeq names its product mutL homolog 1 (gene MLH1). Gene Ontology annotation, molecular function: mismatched DNA binding; ATP hydrolysis activity; ATP binding. Gene Ontology annotation, cellular component: MutLalpha complex. Lineage: Eukaryota; Metazoa; Chordata; Mammalia; Eulipotyphla; Talpidae. Gene Ontology annotation, biological process: mismatch repair. The transcript is spliced from 19 exons. The record is from RefSeq and is a predicted model, not a curated record. Bases 376 to 2568 code for a protein of 730 amino acids.
UUAACCGGGGGAAAUACUUUUAGAAUUGUAUAUGCAGAAGUUGCAAAAUUUGAAAUGUGUAAAAAGUUUCCGUAGGGAAAGAAAAAAUCUUCCUUCAUCCUUGAGAUUACCAUGUUAUCAGUUUAUUGCUUAUUUCAGAAAUCAUCCAUCCAUACAUUCAAGAGCACAAUUCAUUUUGAGUUUUAUUCUAAAUAAAUUGGGACUUUAGGACAAGCCGGUGGGAUCUUGUCUGCGGUUAAAACUUGUGACUUCCCUGCUUCCCAAUUAGUGACCCCGCUUCGUGUUUUCCUGCCCUUUACUUUUGGGGGGGACACAUCAGAGUUGCCUGAUUCUGUGGGUUGUCCUGUGGUUUGUGAAGCUGAGAAGUGUCACACUAUGUGGAAGACAAGGUUAAGAACGUGGAAAGAAAAUUUAGAUGCAAAAUCCACAAGUAUUCAAGUGGUGGUUAAAGAGGGUGGCCUGAAGUUGAUUCAGAUCCAAGACAAUGGCACCGGGAUCAGGAAAGAAGACCUGGACAUUGUGUGUGAGCGAUUUACUACAAGUAAACUGCAGUCCUUUGAAGAUUUAAGUCAUAUUUCUACCUAUGGCUUUCGGGGUGAGGCUUUAGCCAGCAUAAGCCAUGUGGCUCACGUUACUAUUACAACUAAAACAGUUGAUGGAAAGUGUGCAUACAGAGCCAAUUACUCAGAUGGAAAACUGAAAGCCCCUCCUAAACCCUGUGCAGGCAAUCAAGGGACCCAGAUUACGGUGGAGGACCUUUUUUACAACAUAUCCACGAGGAGGAAAGCUUUGAAAAAUCCAAGUGAAGAGUAUGGAAAAAUUUUGGAAGUUGUUGGCAGGUAUUCAAUACAUAAUUCAGGCAUUAGUUUCUCAGUUAAAAAACAAGGCGAGACCGUAGCUGACGUUAGAACACUGCCCAAUGCCACAACCGUGGACAACAUUCGCUCCAUCUUUGGAAAUGCUGUUAGUCGAGAAUUGAUCGAAGUUGGAUGUGAGGAUAAAACCCUAGCCUUCAAAAUGAGUGGCUACAUAUCUAAUGCAAACUACUCAGUGAAGAAGUGCAUCUUCUUACUCUUCAUCAACCAUCGUCUGGUAGAGUCAACUUCCUUAAGAAAAGCCAUAGAAACAGUAUAUGCAGCAUAUUUGCCUAAAAACACACACCCAUUCUUGUAUCUCAGUUUAGAAAUCAGCCCUCAGAAUGUGGAUGUCAAUGUGCACCCCACAAAGCAUGAAGUUCACUUCCUGCAUGAGGACAGCAUUCUGGAGCGGGUGCAGCAGCACAUCGAGAGCAAGCUCCUGGGCUCCAACUCCUCCCGGAUGUACUUCACCCAGACUUUACUACCAGGUCUUGCUGGCCCCUCUGGGGAGGUGGUUAAAUCCACAGCGCCUGUGAACCCUGCAUCGACUUCUGGAAGUGGUGACAAGGUCUAUGCUUAUCAGAUGGUCCGUACAGAUUCCCGGGAGCAGAAGCUCGACGCCUUUCUGCAGCCUGUGAGCAAGGCCCCAUCUAGUCAGCCCCAGAACAUUGCCCCAGAAGACAGGGCAGAUGCUCCCGGCAGAGCCAUGCAGCAAGAUGAGGAAAUGCUUGAACUCCCAGCUCCUGCUGAAGUGGCUGCUAAGAAUCAGGGCUCGGAGGGGGAUGCCACAAAGGAAACUUCAGAAACGUCAGAGAAGAGUGGGUCUCCAUCCAGUCUGGGCAACCCCAGAAAGAGACAACGGGAAGGCUCUGAUGUGGAAAUGGUGGAAGAUGAGUCCAGAAAGGAAAUGACAGCGGCUUGUACCCCCCGGAGGAGGAUCAUUAACCUCACCAGUGUUUUGAGUCUCCAGGAAGAAAUUAAUCAGCGGGGACAUGAGACUCUUCGGGAGAUGUUGCAUAACCAUUCCUUUGUGGGCUGUGUAAAUCCUCAGUGGGCCUUGGCACAGCAUCAGACUAAGUUAUACCUUCUCAACACCACCAAACUCAGUGAAGAGCUGUUCUACCAGAUACUCAUUUAUGAUUUUGCAAAUUUUGGUGUUCUGAAGUUAUCGGAGCCUGCACCACUCUUUGACCUUGCCAUGCUCGCCUUAGAUAGUCCUGAGAGUGGCUGGACAGAGGAAGAUGGUCCCAAAGAAGGACUUGCUGAAUACAUUGUUGAGUUUCUGAAGAAAAAGGCUGAGAUGCUUGCAGACUACUUCUCUUUAGAAAUCGAUGGGGAAGGGAACCUGAUUGGUUUACCCCUUCUGAUUGACAACUAUGUGCCUCCUUUGGAGGGUUUACCUAUCUUCAUUCUUCGACUAGCCACGGAGGUGAAUUGGGAUGAAGAAAAGGAAUGUUUUGAAAGCCUCAGUAAAGAAUGUGCUAUGUUUUACUCCAUUCGGAAGCAGUAUAUAUCUGAAGAGUCGACCCUCACAAGCCAGCAGAGUGAAAUGCCUGGCUCCACUCCAAAGCCCUGGAAGUGGACUGUGGAACAUGUUGUCUAUAAAGCCCUCCGCUCACACCUUUUGCCUCCUAAUCAUUUCACAGAAGAUGGAAAUAUCCUGCAGCUUGCUAACCUGCCUGACCUAUACAAAGUUUUUGAGAGGUGUUAAGUAUGGUCUCCUGUGGACUCGGGUGUUUUUUGUUUUCCUUUACAUCCUAAUGUUGGUUUUAAACACUUAUAUUUGCCUUCUAAUUAGUUAACUCUUCUUUGUGCAUGGGGGAUUGAUAUGAAUAAAUUGUCAGAUGUGCCCUAAUGUGAUUUCUUCUUAAAUUUCACUACAUUUAAAGUCUACUUCUUAAUCAAUUUUUACAUAGUAAAUAUGUGAUGGUGCUGAAGAACCCCAAAAGUAGUUUGAAAGCCAUCUGGACAUCUAAUAAUUCUAAAAAGGCCUUCCUUGAAGAUUUAAUAGAUCAAGCUCUGAUUUGAUUCUUUAUUGUGAUAAAUUUCUAAUACCAGGUAGUACAUGUUAUGUUGGUUCAAGUGCCUCUUAAAAGAGAUCCUGAACAUGUAAGAGACUCUGAUGACACUGACUAUGGAGACAGCCUAAUAGUACCUUCAAUAACUAAUGGAAAAAACUUGAGAAAAGGAACAGUCCUUUAUCCAGUCUAUAAGUGGCACACUUUGUUAAUGGCUGUGAGUAUGAAUACUAUCUGCUUAAGAUAAAGAAAGCUCUAUGUAUUCCUGUUUGAAGGAUGAUGUAAAAGUAUGUAAACUAUGCCAUUAAAAUGAGCUACCUUGGUAUUACCCUGCAAAAACACAUGUGCAGUCAGCACAGGAAGAAUGCUUGUAGUUUUGAGGUAAAAUCUAGAUUAUAAUACUCUGAAGAAAAGCCUGUGGACAAGAAUAGAAAACUACUGAAAAGAGGUAGAACCAUUCUACUUGAAAAAGACAGGACAGCAGGAUGGAAGACAUAUUUGACAUGUACCUCAAGAGAGGCAAAAAUUAGGUUCUAAAAAGUAGACCAGGGCAUCUCAGAGUGAGAUUCCACAUGUCCAGGAGGAGCACAGGCUAAGUGACCAAGAGUGGAGAGAGGAAGAGGGGUUUCUGAGGCCCCCUGAGCUGGCCACCCUGUGUUCAGAUGUGGGAUUCUAGGAUGCAUCUGCACUUCAGAACAGCUCCCUCCCCAACCCCACACAACUGCUGUUACUUCUAGGGAAAAAUUUUUUAGGAAAUCAUCUCAAUUCAGGCAAUUGGGGUCCAUAUUUUAAAAACAAAGGUCUAAUUACUCUAAAGGGAAUAAAUAUUAAAGAUUUUAUUCACAUUUGAGUUAACUUUUAUUAUCUAGUUUCAAGUCUAAUUUUACUAUAUGGCCUUAAUUCAUUAGACUUUUGCCAGUAUUUUUUCUGUGUAAACACACUGACGAUACAACAACAGUAAAAACACCUUAAUUCUGAGAACAAAGAACCACAAAUUCUGCAAAGUGACUAUACUCAAUAAAAAUUGACCUGGGUACCUUUAAAGA